UUGAUUUUAACUAACCUAUUGGUUGCUAUUGCUUUUAGUUUAUAGGGACUUUUACUAGUUACGCCACUGGCUGCACAGUAAUUAUUUCAUAUAAAAUUGCAAGUAAAGUAUGUUCCAUGAUUUAAUGAUAUUUAUUUUGUGUCAUUGCCAUGAGCCGUGUUGUUCUCGCAAAAACAUUAAUCCAAUUAAGCAUUUCCGACUUGCUAAUUUGGCGGAAUGAUGUUUUUCGUCAUUUCAACCUUACGUCUGACGCAUUGUGGGUUCACAUCAUGAAUUCAAACUUUUUUUACAACUUUUUAGAAAUGAAUACCUUACCAUUUAUAAUCUUCCUUCAAAAUUACCGCUGAAUGACGCUGUUAAUUAAUAUUUUAUGCUUGAGGAAUUUUUGUUGUGUUGUAAACUGAACACGUCAUGGCAAUAUUUAUAUUUUAACAUUUUUACAAUAUAAAUGUUAUUAUUCUAAUAUUAAUUUUUUUGGGAUUAAAAAUCAUCAGUACGGCCCUGUUACAUUAUAAAUUUGGCUCCGCUAUUAAUUAUGACACAAUAAUACGAUCAUUUUCUAAUCAAUCAAACUUUUGUUUUCUCAAUGCUACAUCAAACGACUACGUAAUCACAUAAACCAAGAGUAUAAAUACGCAUAAAUCGCCAAAAUAGUUCAUUUUAACCGGGUUUGUCUUUUUGUCAACAUAAACAUAACCAAACAUAAGCAAAUUUGUGUUGUUUUAAAAAAAUGUUCCACAAACUUCUAAGUUUACCUCUUGUGUUACACCUAACAAUAUUUCUAAUCUUCCUUGUGAGUGUUUGCGAGUGCAACGAAAAGCAGGAACCAAGUAUCAAGAACAUGACAGCCAUUGAUAAAGCAAAGCCGAAACCAAAGCACAAUGAUGAUCCGUUUAAGAAAGACCUACGAAAAUUUCUACGAGAAUGUGGAGCGGAUGUUUCUGUAGAAGAUGACGAUGACGAUGAUGGUCCGAAAAACAACGGCGAGCAUUCCGCUGAGGAAGUUGCAGUGCCAAAAGGCCAACGGCCAAAAGAUGGCGCACCAAACGCACAUUGGGCUUAUGAGAAGAAGCGAGGAGGUAAAGGUGGCACUUAUCCUUCACAAUACGGUAAAAAGAAGGGUGGUGGACGUAGAGGCGGUAGUGAGGAAGAUUCAGAAGAAGAUGAAGAUGAAGAUGAUUACAGAGGAUCUUCAAAUCGCCGAAAAGGUGGGAAUAACAGGAGAAAUAACCGCAAAGGCAACAAAAAAGGUCGUCCCUCUGAUGAUUACGAUGAUUCCAGAGGUGAUAACUGCGAUGAUGAUAGAAAAGGAGGUGGGUAUGGUUCAGGUGGAAGGAAAGGGUUCUCCAGUAGUCAAUGGGGCGGUGGAAUGGGUUACAAUCGAGGCGGUGGGUCAAGCGGUGGACGUUACAAUACGAAAAACUACGGAUACACUAGUGGGUAUUCCGGAAGUGACCCAUUUGGACAGAAAACUGAAUAUGGCGUCAUUUAUACCAGCAGUCCAGAUAUGUGGGGUUCCAGAACAGGGUACAGUACAUAUGGUGGGCGUUUAAUGGCCAUGAAUACUCUUAGAAGAGAAAAACGACAGAAAAACACUGAGCAGUGCAUGAGUCAAUGUGUUUUUGGAUAUUUAGAAAUGUUGGACGAUAAUCGUAUUCCGGCUGAAACUGAAGUGAUAAAAUACUUCCAGAAUAAAAUUCAGAAUAAUACCGAACGAAUGCGGUUGAUUAAACUCGCGAGGAAGUGUUUUGCUAAGUUAUCGACAACUGAAAUUGCUGAAAAUGAAGAUGGAUGUCAAUUUUCAAAGGAUUUAGCAAGAUGUCUACAGAUUGAAAUCAAAGGAGAAACUUACUAAACAUAUUUAAUCAUUUUACUGGAGAUUAACAUGUGCAAUUCAAAGUUAUCAUUAAUUUAUGAACACAUCAUUAAAUUUUAAGCUUAAAUACACAGAAAAUUAAAAUUAUUUGCCGAUCAAGUAUGGAUAAUGAUAAGGAUAAUGCAAGUAUGGUUUGUAUAAAUGUGAAUAUGGCGAAUAAAGUGAAUAAUACGGA
Molecule: messenger RNA, 2051 nt
Organism: Dalotia coriaria
Lineage: Eukaryota; Metazoa; Arthropoda; Insecta; Coleoptera; Staphylinidae
Product: heterogeneous nuclear ribonucleoprotein A1-like
Exons: 4
Coding region: 731-1855 (374 amino acids)
Molecular function (GO): odorant binding
Source: RefSeq, a predicted model, not a curated record